Adineta steineri is the source of this 1611-nucleotide messenger RNA. The record is from the annotation of a GenBank genome assembly. Lineage: Eukaryota; Metazoa; Rotifera; Eurotatoria; Adinetida; Adinetidae.
AUGUUGAUAAAAAUGCCUAGUAUAAGUGGAAUUUGGUCAUUAUUUAGUGUUAGUGAGAGACGUAAUAUAAUCUUAUAUAUAAUUGGUAUAAUGUUUUAUAAAUUUGGUCUUGAAGCUUAUAAUGGUUCAAUAAUAACAUUAGCAACAAAUCGUUAUGAUCAAGAUGCAUUUACAAAUAAUAAACUAUCAAAUACUUUUGAAAGAGUUGGAUUAUUAUCUGGUUUAAAUCAAGCAUCACAAUGUAUUGGAUCAAUAUUAAUUGCUCCAUUAAUAAAACGUUGGCCAACUCGAACUAUUUUAUCCGUAUCAAUAUUUAUAUUUGGAAUCUUUACAGCUAUUCUUAUGGUUAUUGAUUCAAUAACUGGUGGAUAUAUAAAACCAAGUGAUUUUAAACCAUUAAAUAAAAAUGAUUUUAGUUAUUAUGGAAAAUAUUUUACUGAUGGAAUUAUUCCAAUUUAUUGUAUGACUGGUGUAACAUAUGGAAUGGUUGAAUUAAUUCGACGAGUUAUUCCAAGAGAUAUUGUAGGUGGUGAUAUUGAAAAAUUACAACGAAUGGAUGCAUUAGUUCAUAUAUUUUAUGAAAUAUCAGGUACAAGUGGAGCAUUUGCAGCUGGUCUUGGUUUAAUUCCUCGUUUUGGAAAUAAUUAUGCAUUUAUAAUAACACCAAUAUUUUUUACAAUAGCAUCAAUUAUUUGGUUAUUUUUAAAUACAACUAAAUUUGAUGAAACACAAAGUCAAGAUGAUACGAUUUUAAGUAAUGAUGAAAAAGAAAAGAAAAAUUAUAUUAAAUCUGUUUUUAAUGGAUUUGCAUCAUUUGGUCAAUCUGUUUAUGUUGGUGGAAAAAUUGUUUUUACUCAUAGACAAUUUAUUUGGUUAUUUUUUGGUUAUUCAAUUGCACUUUAUGCUCAUCGUUAUCUUGAAAAUGGUAUUGCACCACAAAUUGCACGAAGAUAUCUUGAUAAUUCGGAAUGGUCACAAAUUAUAGUUGGUGGAUCAAAUUUUGGUGAAUUACUUGGAGCGUUUUUUGUUUUUCUAUUUACUAAUUGUAUAAGAACUCCAUUACCAUGGUUACGUAUUGAUGCAUUAAUGUUACUUAUAAUAUGGUAUAUACCUUAUUAUUAUCCACCUGCAGGAGAAGUUAAAUAUGCAUGGUUUAUUGCAUUAUCAUUUAUUCCAAUAUCAUUUGGAUGGGCGGCAGGAGAUGUUUCACUUAUUGCUUAUAUUCAAUCAUCAUUAACACAUUUAGAAACAAAACAUAAAAAUGUUUCUGUAUUAGGAUCUGUUAUGGCUUUUCUUUAUUCAUCAUAUAUUAUUAUGUAUGCUAUUUUAAAUCCAAUACUGGGAAAAUAUAUUGAUUAUGUUUAUAAUUCAACUGGAAGUGUUAGACCAGCACUUUUCUAUACUGCAGCUAUUCAAUUAACAGCUAUUUUAAUUGUAGUCUUUUUAUCAACAUUUAUUCCGAAAGGUUCUUUUGCUUUAAAUCCAAUUUUACUCGAUGAAGAUAAUUCAAAUAAUAAUAGUCAACAAUCAAAUGAAAUUAAUGAAAAAAAUAUUAAUGAAAAAACAAAUACUGAUAAUAAUCAUUCAUUAGAAACAAUAACACAUUUUUAA